AUGCCAACGCCCAACCACCUCAACGUGCUCAUUAUGUCAACGGACAUUCCGAACGCCAUUUGGACUUGUUGGACACAUUCGCACCAACUGCAGCACUCGGGCUGCACCAACCGUUGUCUCUCUUUAUCCACCUCAACUAACCUUGAUCGUCCUCUCAAAACGCCACUAACAUCCUACUCCUCCUUCUCCUCCACCGCUCCAACGUCUGCCUUUGUGGCGUCUGCCAUGCCCAUCGACACUACAAACAACCCUGACACACCAACAAACACCAACACUGCCACCAUCAACAACAGUGACGAGCACCUGGUCUCUUCCUGUCCCCAUAGCGAUCGCACCUUCACCUCACACAUCGGCCUCGUCGGUCACUUGCAAAUCCAUCGCACAGAGACUGGCGAAUCAGUGUCUGGAGCCCAAACUUACGUCCAUCGCAUCCGCCUUCACUGUCCACACUGA
Spirometra erinaceieuropaei is the source of this 453-nucleotide messenger RNA. NCBI's taxonomy places the organism in Eukaryota, Metazoa, Platyhelminthes, Cestoda, Diphyllobothriidea, Diphyllobothriidae. The record is from the annotation of a GenBank genome assembly.